AUGGGCCCCUACAAGAUUCUGGAAAAGAAGGGCAAAUUAAACUAUCUAGUGGGUUACGGCACUAGGCGGGCUAAGUGGCUCCAUAUCAAUCUCCUUAAGCCCUACCACCAGAGGAGCGAAAUGGUGGGGACAGUCACCCAGGUUUCCUCACCCCAGAUUAAUUCGGAGGUCCUAGCCAAUUUUGAACUGAUCACUCCUGCAUUAGAUACGGCGAAGAGGAAUAACAUCAGGGAAUUACUCCUUCAGCAUCCACAGGUCGUGCGAGACACUUUAGGUCACACCCAGCUCUUGGAGCACAAGAUUGACUUGCUUGAGGGAACAAGCCCCAUCCGGCAAAAUUACUACCGGCUUAACCCCCAGCGGACUGAACGGGUGGCGGCACAGGUUAAACUACAACUCAACUUGGGUCUCAUUGAGGAGAGUGAGAGCCCUUGGGCAUCCCCUGUAGUCCUGGCGCCAAAGGAGGGGGGAGGAGACUGA
This is a messenger RNA of Macrobrachium nipponense, 480 nucleotides long. RefSeq lists its product as uncharacterized. The record is from RefSeq and is a predicted model, not a curated record. The transcript has a single exon. The coding region runs from base 1 to 480 and encodes 159 amino acids. Lineage: Eukaryota; Metazoa; Arthropoda; Malacostraca; Decapoda; Palaemonidae.